UCUCCACUUCUACUACACCAACAGCACCUCUUCCUCCUCAUCUCAUCGCUGUCAAUGUCCUCGGUGGAUCCCACAGCAGCUUCCGCAGGCGGCAGAAAACCGGCGGAGAAGUGGCCCGGAUGGCCGGGCCAGAACGCUUUCCGACUCAUCGUGCCGGGCUCGGCUGUUGGCUCCAUCAUCGGGCGCGAAGGGAAGAUCAUCAAGAGGAUCUCCGAAGGAACCGGCGCUCGAAUCCACGUCAUUGCUCUUCCCGCCGGAACCACUGAUUGCAUCGUACUGAUAUCGGCGAAGGAACAGCCACACUUACGGCUAUCCCCAGCAAUGGAAGCUGUAAUAGAAGUAUUCAAGCGAGUUACUGGGCUGUACCCCAUUGAUGGCAAUGGGACGUGCUCAAAAGCUUCUGAGGUUAAACUAAGCUCGGUGACAUUCUUAGUAGGGUAUUCACAAGCCCUUUCGAUAAUAGGAAAAGAAGGAUCAAGAGUUAGAGCAAUUGAAGAAAGCUCAGGCACCACAGUAGGGAUUUUAUCACGAGGUUGCGCUGGAGUACCAUUUUAUGUGAGCCCGGAUGAAAGAAUCAUAAAAAUACAGGGUCAGGUUUUGAAGGUGAUGGCAGCAAUGGAAGCAGUACUGUAUCAUCUGAGGCUGUACUUAGUAGACAGCAGUGUCAUACCGGCAUUCAGCGAGAAGUACAAGACUGGUAUCUCACAGGCCGAUCAAAGCCUCUCAUUGAAUCAUUCUACCCCUGCCCAUCAGCCUGGAGCUGAUUCCAUGUAUCCCCUUCCCUUGCUGGGGCAUGAAGCCAAGGUGGAGGCAAAAAUCCCUAGCUCUCAUUCCUCAUUGUAUGCCCAAGAGCCUGUGCUUGGUGGAUUACCCUUGAGGAGGUCUGGCCAUGCCGCUGCGCCUGCUCAGAGAAUGCAAAGAAUAAAAAUCCCUUUCUCAGCUGCCAAGGAUAUCAUUGGCAUUGCUGGCGAAACUAUUGACCACAUCCGUCGGACGAGUGGAUCCACCAUCACAAUAGAAGAGGAUAGAAGCCUACCUGACGAGUACAUUCUAGAAGUGAGGGGCACAACCUCACAGCUCCAAACAGCUCAACAGCUCAUUGAGGAGCUUCUUGAGAGCCAUCACCAGCCAGGAAGGGAGGGAAGUAUCUAUGACAACAUGGAUGCUGGAUUAAGUUCCAACUCCCAGUUUGCACUACCCACCCACCCUCUUUCUCCCUUCUCACCCCAAUAUCGCUUCCCAUCUCAACCAUCAGGGGAAAACGGAAUUUCAAGUGCAGGUGAGCACACUGGUUCGAGGUUUUGGAAGGGUGAUCAGAUUUCAGAAUAAUUCCUUUCAUUGAGUUUCUGUUUGGGAGAUCCAUAGUGUUACAGGACCUUUAAGUUAUGGAAAUGAAACCUGCUUGACUUGUGGAUAGCAAGAGCAAAAAUAACACAGAGACAUGGUAAUUAAAUCUGACUUUUAUUUUCUCUUUAUUGUUCCAUGCAUUUCUAUUUACUUGUUUGGUAGCUCUGCAUAUUUUUGCAAGUUUCGUUUCUUUCUCUUCCUUUUCACCCUUGGGAUCUUAUAGUUUAUAGACUACUCGUCGACUUCUGUUGUGUUUCUAAUGCAUACUUGCCUUUACUGUUGUA
This is a messenger RNA of Vitis riparia (riverbank grape), 1631 nucleotides long. RefSeq names its product RNA-binding KH domain-containing protein PEPPER-like. The record is from RefSeq and is a predicted model, not a curated record. Gene Ontology annotation, biological process: regulation of gene expression. Gene Ontology annotation, cellular component: cytoplasm; nucleus. The coding region runs from base 55 to 1329 and encodes 424 amino acids. Lineage: Eukaryota; Viridiplantae; Streptophyta; Magnoliopsida; Vitales; Vitaceae. The transcript has 6 exons. Gene Ontology annotation, molecular function: mRNA binding.